AUGUGGCAUCCUAACCAGAACUUAAAAGAGGACGCGCCGUGCGAGGUGUGCGGGGCGCUGGCCGCGCGCCGCUGCGCCUCCUGUCGCCUCGUCGCCUACUGCGGCCGCCAGCACCAGAAGGAGCACUGGCCGGCGCACAAGGAGCUGUGCCGCCCCUUCCAGGCGGGGGCGCUGCUGCUGGCGGAGGCGCCGCUGGUGACGGGGCCGCGGCUGCGCGAGCCGGCUGCGCUCUGCCCCGGCUGCCUGCGCGCGCCCGACCCCUCGGGGCUGGCCCGCUGCCCGCGCUGCCUGCUCGCGCUCUGCAGCGCCGCCUGCCCCGCGCUCAAGGCGCACCAGCCCGAGUGCGCGCGCCGCCACCCGCAGCGCUGGGCGCAGCUGCUGCAGCUGGAGGCGCACCAGGACAAGCGCGGCCCGGGCACCGACGCAUACAGGGAGCUGCGCUCGUCGGUGGUGGAGCCGCUGCGCAGCCGCUUCCUCAGCAAGCUGCCCCCGGACGCCCUGCCCGACUGCUCCGAGGCCACGCUGCACCGCGUCUGCGGCAUCCUCGACGUCAACGCCAUGGAG
Molecule: messenger RNA, 564 nt
Organism: Gryllus bimaculatus (two-spotted cricket)
Lineage: Eukaryota; Metazoa; Arthropoda; Insecta; Orthoptera; Gryllidae
Source: the annotation of a GenBank genome assembly